Molecule: messenger RNA, 3541 nt
Organism: Trichomycterus rosablanca
Lineage: Eukaryota; Metazoa; Chordata; Actinopteri; Siluriformes; Trichomycteridae
Exons: 9
Coding region: 58-2823 (921 amino acids)
Biological process (GO): cell-cell signaling
Cellular component (GO): connexin complex
Molecular function (GO): gap junction channel activity
Source: RefSeq, a predicted model, not a curated record
ACAUCCUCUAAAUAACAAAAUUAUUCUGAUUUAAAUGUAUUGUGGUGAUUAGACAGCAUGUCCGAGUCUGAUAAGAGCUGUAAGAAAAUGUCUGAUAAUGUUAAAAGAUCUCUUUUUGACAAAUUAAUUCUGCUGGAAACCGCCAGAAACUUACUGAAUCAGGAACUGAAUCAUUUCACUGGGAAGACAGCAGAGGAGAUUGAGGUGUUUCUGAAUUCACCCUGUACCAGUCACACUCAGGAUGGAGUGAACCUGCUGAAGACCUUAGAUUCUAAAUUAUAUGUAAUUCAGAAACUGUUGGCUGUGUUUAAGAGUCUCAAAUCAGAUCCACAGACUGUGAACCUGCAUCUUAUGCAUACAAUCAGCAGAUCACCUCAGCACGGGUUCCUGUUUAAUCACUUGACGAGUAAUCAGACUGGAGUGUUUGUUCCACAAGUUCGCAAGUUUGGGUUGUUGCUGCAAACUGGGAUUCAGACAAGCUCGAUUACCCGGGCUAUGCAGAUUUUCGGAGCCACACUGACUUUCAACUAUUUAACUUCAUCAAUUCAGUCAGAGCAGGAACCACCUUGUAAACUGUCGUUUGAUUACAGCACAGAGACGAAAGUCAUGAAGGAUAAAGAGUUGAAUGUGAGUGAAAAUGUAAAGAACAUUGCUGCAGAAACUGAGAUAAAUUUAGAAAAACCUUUUCUUCUUAACCAAAUGUAUCCAGACUUUGUUCAGAAUGUGGCCUCACCAGCAUUUACUCAGCAGUUUGGGAACGAUCCUGAAGUUCAGUACCAGAAGCAGACCUCCUCUCAGCUAGUAUGUUUCCUGAAGAUGAACAGGAAGAUGGAAGCAUCCGAGGUCAGUUUAUCUGGCGCGGUAGAAGAACCAUCUGUGUUAAUGCAGCAGGUGAAAAGCAGAUCUGCACCAGUUCAGGAUCAAAAAUCCAUAUCUAGGCACAUUACCUCCAAAAAGCACCUAAACUCUGGGAUGAAUGUUUCAGGACCUGUGUUCAAAGUAAAAAGCAGCACUGAUCGCUCUCUGACCUACAGCUGUAUGAUCGCUACUCACUCUGAGCUCUGGGACAUUGGAAAUGUUUCUACGGACAUGUUGAACCGUCAGCAGGACAAAAUGAUUGAUUUUACUGACCUCAGUGGUGUUCUUGAGCCGUUCAGUCCAAGCUGCUGUUCCAGCAGUGAUUCAUUCAAUUCUGAACAGAUAGAGAACAUGUGUGGACUGAUGGACAGCUCGGUGGACGGACAAAAGGUCGUAGUUAGAAUUCCGGAAUUUCAGAUUAAGAAGUUUGAGGAGAUGCCCGUUGUCGUGACCCAUGUGAUCAGUCCGAGCCAGUUCUACAUUCAUCAUGAAGAUGCCAACCUACAGGAACUGUCUGAUAUCAUGGCGAAUAAAAACUUAAAGUCGUAUGCUGAAAGGAACUGCAUCCCCGAUAUCGGGGGGUAUGUCAUGGGUUUGUUCUCUGAACCGGAGUGGUGGUGCCGGGCUCAGGUGUUGAAGAUCUGUGGCAUGAACAAUGGCAGUCAUGGAAUGUGCCGCGGGGAUUUAGGAAUAAUGAACAUUGAGGUGGAGAUCAGGAGAAUUGAUUAUGGAGAUACAGCUUGUCUCUCACUAUGGAACGUUAAGGAACUCUGUGAAGAAGCUGCUGAAGUUCCAGCUCAGGCUCUGCAGGUUUCUUUAGCCGAGGUAAACCCAGUGAAUGGUGAGAGCUGGAGCGAUGAGGCCAUCAGUUGGUUUAAAGAUAAAGUGAAGAACAGGACUCUGUACGCACGGCUCUAUCCACAGACGAACAUCAUGAUGGUGGGACUGUUCAUGGAGAAAGGAAAGAUUGGAGCAAUGAGGCGAGGAGCUUCUCUUUCUGUGAGGUUGGCACAGAACGGUCAUGCCAGACACGAUCAAAUGAAAAACCUGCAGCUGAAGAGAAGUUCUGCACAGGAACGAUCCAGGAAACAAUUUCUGGAGUGGGAGAAAUAUCUCAUAUCCUACCUGGAAUCAAAAAUGAACUGGGCGUCUUUUUACGCCGUAAUCAGCGGUGUAAAUAGACACUCGACGGGCAUCGGGCGGAUUUGGCUCUCUGUGAUCUUCAUCUUUCGUAUCCUGGUUCUGGUGGUGGCAGCUGAAAGCGUUUGGGGUGACGAGAAGUCCGGAUUCACCUGUAACACCCAGCAGCCCGGGUGCAACAGCGUCUGCUAUGACCAGUACUUCCCCAUCUCUCAUAUUCGCCUGUGGGCAUUGCAGGUGAUCCUGGUGUCCACGCCCGCCUUACUGGUGGCCAUGCAUGUUGCCCACCGGCGGCACAUCGACAAAAAGAUCCUCAAACUUUCGGGACGUAACAGCGCCAAAGACAUAGAGCAGAUUAAGAGCCAGAAGUUUAAGAUCACAGGGGCUCUCUGGUGGACCUACAUGAUUAGUAUUAUUUUUCGCAUUGUGUUGGAGGUGGUCUUUCUCUACAUUUUUUACCUCAUCUACCCUGAUUUUAAAAUGGUGCGACUGGUAAAGUGUGAUUCGUACCCCUGUCCCAACACGGUGGACUGUUUUGUCUCUCGGCCGACAGAGAAAACCAUCUUCACCGUCUUCAUGCUGGCCGUGUCGGGUGUCUGCGUGCUGCUGAACAUCGCUGAGGUGCUGUACCUGGUAGGUCGGGCGUGUAAACGCUACUUUCAGAAACCGGAAGGGGAAGCGAAGGGGCCUUGGAUCACCCAAAUGCUGCCACCCUACAAGCAGAAUGAGAUCAAUCAGCUCAUAUCAGAGCACUCGUUCAAACCCAGACUAAAUUUGGGCAGAAGGAGUCCGACUGAAAAAGCAGAGAGGUGUUCGGCCUUUUAGAUUUAUUACAGUGUUACUAAUCAGUAACAAAGUCAAGCUUUUGUAAUCAACGUCCUCAUAUUUAUUUAUUUAUUAUCUUUAUUUCAGUUAUACCUUUAAUUGUGCUUUUUUAAUGAUUGCACUUUGUACAAAGUUCUUCAGCAGCAGGGUCUGUGAGAAAACCUUUCUGUUGAUUAAAUAUGUAUUAAAUUAUAUCACCCACCAGGACCUGCAGAGUUUUAGAUUUUCUCCUUACAAGUAAUUAACAUUUAAAUAAUAUUUCUGUAUAUUUAUUGGGAGUGGUUAAAUGUUGAUAACGAAAGUAAUUUAGCUCGUCUUUAUUUAAUGAUAAUGUAUUUUGUGUUACAAAUUCAAAAUAAUUUUGUAAACAUUAAGGUAAAGGUGAUAUGUGCCUUAAGUUUUUCAUUAAUUUGCAGACACACACUUAGUGCAAUUUUUUGUAGCUCCAGUUGGCCUGACUGAAUGUCUUUGGACAGAGGGAGAACAUGCAAACUCCACCCAGAAUAGACCCUGGCUGCAACAGCGCUACCCACUGUGCCAUCGUGCCAUCCGCUUUAAGUUAUUGUAAAUAUAAAAAUGAUGUAUGGUAAAAUAAAACAAACUCCAGCUUUAAAUAUGUACAUAAUUAUACUACAGUGUUACUGAAUAAAUUAAUCACCUUUUUAAUUUUGUUCCAGAUCACUGAUUUAUUCAUUAAUAAAGUAUGUACAGCCUGUGA